ACGUUAGUUAUCCAUUAACCCAGGACAUAUGAAAACAGCCCAACUCGGUCAGCCUUUAGCUACAGCUCUAUCAGUGGACGUUAUGGUAAAGGAGAUAUGCCAUGAGCAGAUAGACAGCUGGAGCCGUGUGGGAGCGUUCGCAGUUAUAUGGGACUUCCUGUUUGUGACAUAGUUCCUGUAUCCUUAUGGGCCCUCGUCGCGUUUGUUCAGUGUAGCCAUAGACUCUGGAUCAAGUUUCAGCUCAAACAUCAGAGCGUAAUGGCACUGCCCUUCACUUAUUAAUGACCCGAGGAGAAGUCCCCACCACUCAACAUCGCCAUCCAGUGGACAGCUGAAGCACCAAAAGGAAACGGCCUCCCUCAUCUGAUCCUGUCUACUGUCAGCUCAACUCAGACUAAUUGGUUUCAACAUUAAAAGGACAAUAGGGGAUCCAUUUUCAGAGUUCUGUUCUGUCUCAACAGCAACGCUCGGAAAUGGGGAGGAUUAUAGUUUUGGACUUGAAUAAACCUUAAAAAGUUACAAAAAAGCAAUAGAUUGACUUCAGAAAAUCCGAAACAGUGUCUGAAGUGACUCAUGAGAGAGAAAUGGCAGCGCACACAGAGACGCCGCUCACCACAGCGUUCAGCACAACACACAACUCUACAAUCAAAGACGCAGAGAAGCCCACGUCUCAUAACUGGGAGUUCCUGAUCGUGGUCUUGGCUGUCGCGGUCUGCAUCUCUGCUCUCAUCGCUCUGUUGGCCAAAUGCCGGGUGGUGAGGCGCUACCUGGCCAGCUACAGACACACAAGACUCCGGGAGGUGGACACCGUUAGCCAGCCGUCAGGUCUAGAUGUGAACUUCACCAUUCACGGUGGACACUGUACUCCUCCCGUGCUCGAGGAGGAUGACGACGGCUUCAUCGAGGACAACUACAUCCAGCCGAGCGACCGGGAGCGCGCCCAGAGAGCGGCGGCCAUCUUGGAGGACACAGAGGAGGAGAUGGAGGACAUAGACUUUAGCAUUGCAUAGACAGGUUGUGUUUUGUGACACAUUCUCCACUCCUUUUUUCAUAAGCAAAAAGUUCUUUGCAGAGCUGGGUACAUUUACAUUUUUUCAGUGCAGGGACUUAAACUUAACUUUUGAUUUUGACGGGUUCUUAUGUUACUUUUUCUGGUACGUAUUCCUGUAAUGAUCUGAAGAACCACAAAACAACACGAAAUGUUAAUGUUCAUAUGUUGAUUUACAGACACAAUAGUGAAAUACAAACCUCAGGAUCAUGUAGAGCGGGUUAACACGAACAUUUAAGACCAAAAUGAGUUUGAAAGUAGCAGUUACAGAGAGAGGGGACACAGUUUUUUAUACAGAAAGUUUAUUCAUGUUUGGAACGUGGUGGCUAGCAGGUUAGCUUCGUCCAUUUAUAUAUACAACAUUUUUUAUACCAAACUUGCUCCUUUCAAUGGUACCAGGCCUGUUGACAGAAAUUUGGGAGCACGGGGCCCCCACUAAUAUACAUAAAUGGAAAGAUGGUCCAAUUCUGGGCCCUUAAGACCCUUUGUCCCCUCCACUGUCAACUCCCCUGAUGGUACCCAGCCCUACUACUGCACUCACUUAUAUUUAUACUAUUUAAAAAGAUUAUUUUUACUGGACAAAGACCAGCCGUACAUUUGGACACAGUCUCUCAUUCGAUUUUUUUAUAUUUUCUUUUACUACUUUCUAUAUUUUAUCUACACAGAGCGAAUUAUAGAGUAAAUAAGGGAAAUUUAAUAAUAUUCUAUGUCUGUGUAAUCUACUAAAGCAAACUACUAAAGUAUUUUGAGGAUUUGAACAGAAAAAAUAUGUUUAAAAAAGAAUUCUAUACAUCUUAUAUCAUAUAUUUCAUGUCUUCUGUGUGUUUAUAACAUGUAGAAAGUAGUAAAAAAAACAAAACAUUUGAACAAGAGGUUGCGUCCAAACUUUUGACUGGUUAGACGCUCCAAAAAAUAUGACCUGGCAAAAUCCAAGUCUUAGCUGCAUAAACGCCUGACAUUUUUUAAAAUUAGAAGGGCUGUAAAAAUCUAACUCUAAGUACAAUACACAUAAUCUCUUGUACAAAUGUUGAUUAUUGUUCAAAUAUGUAUUUUAAAGUGUUUCUGAGCUGGCCGGAUAGUUUUUUUCAUUCUUUCUUUGCAUAAAAGUCACUCAAAAGUACAUUUCUUUUUAUAUUUUUCUUCUACUUAAACUGGUAUUACGCACUUAUUUGAUGCACUUAAGGAAAAAUAAGGAUGGAUAGAGAUAUAAAAUAGAGGUAGUUGUGUGAAAAAAGGCAAAAGCGCAUGCCGAUACCUCCGUUAACGUCAUUUUUAUGGCUAAAAAAAGAAAAAAAAAAACAGUCCAGGUGAGCCAUAAUGGUCUAUAAUGUGCUAUAAUGUAGAGCAAAGCGACUAUAAACAGCCAAACACCUGUGUCAGAUCUGCGGGGGGGGCGUCUCUCCCUCCUCCUCUCUCUCAGAUGACCUGGUAACUGUCUGACCACACACAGGUGGAGCACAGAUGGAGCACAGGUUGUGGUCAGGAGGUCGACUUUCAUGUCCAGAUGCAAAACCAACUGAAGUUUUUUUAGUGGAUUUUAUAAACUUUUACUGUUUUACUGAUGUGAUGCCGACAGAUGAUUUUAUAAGUGUCAAAGAUAAAUACAGAUGUUAAUGUAACCUCCUGUUUGAAAUAUUAACUUAUCAACUGAGGAAAUUAAUUUAAAGUUUUGUUUAAAUUAAAAUUCUACAAUAUU
Periophthalmus magnuspinnatus is the source of this 2744-nucleotide messenger RNA. It is a transcript of the gene c4h1orf210, whose product is annotated as chromosome 4 C1orf210 homolog. The coding region runs from base 585 to 1010 and encodes 141 amino acids. The record is from RefSeq and is a predicted model, not a curated record. Lineage: Eukaryota; Metazoa; Chordata; Actinopteri; Gobiiformes; Gobiidae. The transcript is spliced from 5 exons.